Chrysoperla carnea is the source of this 2399-nucleotide messenger RNA. RefSeq names its product alpha-N-acetylglucosaminidase-like. The transcript has 15 exons. The record is from RefSeq and is a predicted model, not a curated record. Bases 60 to 2363 code for a protein of 767 amino acids. Lineage: Eukaryota; Metazoa; Arthropoda; Insecta; Neuroptera; Chrysopidae.
CUUUUUAUAAUUUUGAUUAUUAAAUCUCUGCAAUUUGCCGAUAAAAGGUUUGUGAGAUAAUGUUGCAGUUAUUAAGUGUAUCCUUUAUUGUAAUAAUUGAGACUGUAAACUUCUGUACCGGCGCAGGCGAAACGAUAAAUGUAUUUAAUCAAUUACAAACAAAAGUGCCAGAAGACAUUCAAGCACAGACUGUAAAACGUCUGAUACAACAAUUAAUACCAGACCGAGCCGAUUCCUUUGUUGUGAAUGUUAAUGCUGCUUUGAGAACACCUGAUGGACGUGAUGUUUUCAUUUUGAAAAAACUUGACGAUAAUGGUACGGUAAAUAUUGAAGGAAGUAGUGGUGUAGCCGCAGCUUGGGGAUUCAAUCAUUACUUAAAGUUCUUUUGUAAUUGUCAAGUAGCAUGGGAAACAGAACAAUUAUCAUUACCGAAAACUUUACCAAAUGUUGAUAUUCGAAUAAAAGCCAAUGAUCGGUUCCGUUACUACCAAAAUGUUUGCACAUCAAGUUAUACAUUUGCAUGGUGGGAUUGGACCCAAUGGGAAAAACAUAUUUAUUGGAUGGCAUUAAACGGUAUCAAUUUACCUUUAGCAUUUACUGCACAAGAAGCCAUUUGGGAUCGCGUUUAUCGUAAAUAUUUCAACUUAACUGACAAUGAUAUCGAUGAACAUUUUACUGGACCUGGAUUUUUUGCAUGGGAACGGAUGGGUAAUAUGCGUGGUUUCGGAGGACCAUUAACUAAUUCAUGGCAUAAUGCAACAAUUGCAUUACAAAAACAAAUAUUAGAACUCAUGAGAUCAUUAGGAAUGAUUCCUGUUUUAACAGCAUUUGCUGGGCAUGUUCCAAGAGCUUUUAAAAAUCUGUUUCCAAGUUCAAAUAUGGUUUUAGCCUCUAGAUGGAAUUCAUUUGAAGAUAAAUAUUGCUGUCCAUAUUUAUUGGAUCCAACGGAUCCAUUGUUUAAAGUUAUUGGUAAAUUGUACGUAGAAGAGACAAUUGCAGAAUUUGGUACAGAUCAUGUAUAUGCUUGUGAUCCAUUUAAUGAAUUGACACCCAGUACAACAAAUGAAACAUAUUUGGAAUCAUUUGGAGAAAGAAUAUUUGGUACUAUGUUAUCCGCUGAUCAGGAUGCGGUCUGGGUUUUACAAGGUUGGUUUAUGGUUAAUGCACCACAAUAUUGGAGCAAGUCUAGAAUUAAAGCAUUCUUAUCAAAAAUACCAAUUGGUAGUCUUUUAAUAUUGGAUUUAAUGUCAGAGUUAUUUCCACAGUAUAAAUUAAUGGAUAAUUAUUUUGGACAUUAUUUUAUUUGGUGUAUGUUACAUAAUUUUGGUGGUACUUUAGGAAAUUUUGGAUCGAUUCCAAAUAUUAAUAAGGGAAUUUUUGAUGCAAGGACCUACAAUGGUUCCACAAUGAUUGGCGCGGGUUUAACACCCGAAGGAAUACUUCAAAAUUAUGUUGUAUAUGAUUUUAUGGUUGAUAUGUUUUGGCGACCGAAUUCAGUUAAUUUAUCUGAAUGGUUUACAGAAUAUAUUGGUAGACGAUAUGGCCAAAUUGAACAACAUAGUAAUAACGCCUGGCAAAUUCUAAAGGCUGGAAUUUAUAACUACACUGGUACAGUUCAUCUGCAUGGCGCAUAUGUUUACAAUAUAAAACCAAGUACCAAACUACAACCAUCGUAUUGGUAUGACGUAUGUGAAUUUUUCGAAGCUUGGGAUGAAUUUGUUAAUGCUGCAGAUACAUUAUCAGAGAGUGAAGCAUUCCAAUACGACAUAGUUGAUUUUUCAAGACAAGCAUUGCAAAUUUUAGCCGAUGAAUACUAUAAUGAACUAAUUCGAGCCUUUAAAAAUAAAGAUAUUGAUGAAUUCCAGCGCACUGUUAAAUUAUAUUUAAAUAUAUUUGACGACGUGGAGAAAUUAUUAAAUUCCAAUAAAAACUUUUUACUUGGAAAUUGGUUAGAAAUGGCUAAAAAAUUGGGUGAAAAAUACGAGGCAUAUCCGGGUCAAUUUGAAUACAAUGCACGUAAUCAAAUUACAUUAUGGGGACCAAAUGGUGAAAUAGAUGACUAUGCCAACAAACAAUGGGCCGGUAUCGUGUCCGAUUUUUUUAAACCCCGUUGGGAAGUUUUCUUAGAAGGUAUGAAUACAUCUUUAAUAACUGGAACUAAAUUUAAUGAAGCUGCCCAAAAAAGUAAAGUUUUCAAAGAAGUUGAACAACCAUUUACAUUUAGCCGAAAAUUAUAUCCGACUGAUCCAAAAGGCAAUUCAAUAGAAAUAGCAAAAAUUAUCCAUAAAAGAUGGUGGUUGGAUUCAAGGUUUAAAGAACAAUGUAUGUACCGACUAACACCAUAUGUAUCGAUUGUUAAUUAAUAUUUUAAUAAUAAAGGAAAUGAACCGUGCAAACUA